AUGGCCUCGAGCGAAGCCGGUUACCCCAUGUCCGACAGGGCGACAACCCCCACCGCCAGACGCUAUGCCCCGCCCAGUUCUUCGACCGGCGGCCGCCUGCGAGGUCCUCCCUCCGAGAUGACGGGCGCGCCGAGUGAUGAUGAGGGCGACGGGUUCGCCGAUGACCAGGUCGUGCGCGGAUCGAAGAGGCCACAGGAUUCGGCCAACAUCCCCAAGGUCGAGGAUCGCAUUGGUCUCUUGAUCCAAGAACAGUUUGGAGAUUUCCUCGAAGGCUUCGUCGAAGAGCGCGAUCCCCAUGGAGCGCCGCCCUCGAGUGCCGUCACCACCGACAAAUACUACGUUGCCCAGAUCCACGGCAUGCGAACAUACCAGCUCUCCACCCUCUACGUCGACUUUAGGCAUCUCGGCCAGUGGCAAAAUGGCUCUCUCUCCGACGCCGUCGCCACCAACUACUACCGUUUCCUUCCCUUCAUCACCGCAGCACUACACGGUGCUAUCGCCAAGCACGAACCCCAGUACUUCCGCGAACAUCGUCAGCCCACGGCCUCGAGCAACCAGACGAGCUCAGCUGCGAGCAAUGCCGCCUCGGCAAGUCAGUCCGAGCUAGGCAGCAAGACGAGCAACCAGCAGACCGAUAAGCUGUUCGCCAUCGCCUUCUACAACCUGCCUCUCGUCUCGCGCGUGCGCAGUCUGCGCGCCGCCAACAUUGGCCAGCUCCUCUCCAUCUCCGGCACCGUCACGCGCACCUCCGAGGUCAGGCCCGAGUUGUCUCUCGGCACCUUCCUCUGCCAGGCCUGCAGGACGGUCAUUCCCAACGUCGAGCAGACAUUCCGAUACACCGAGCCCACGCUGUGUCCCAACCAGACCUGUCAGAACCGCUUCGCAUGGCAGCUCGACAUCCGCCAGAGCACCUUUAUCGAUUGGCAAAAAGUGCGCAUCCAGGAGAACUCGUCCGAAAUCCCUACCGGCAGCAUGCCCCGAACCAUGGACGUCAUCAUGCGAGGAGAAAUUGUCGACCGCGCCAAGGCAGGCGAGAAGUGCAUCUUCACCGGUGCCCUGAUCGUCGUCCCUGACGUCAGCCAGCUGAGCAUGCCUGGACAAAAGGCCUACUCAAUCCGCGACGACAAGAGCGCCGGCAACGGUAACGACGCUGGCGGCGCAGGCGUCUCCGGCCUCAAGUCUCUUGGUGUGCGCGAUCUCACAUACCGCCUUGCCUUCCUCGCCUGCAUGGUUCUGCCAGACAACAGUUCGUCCGGCCGGUCUGCCCACGCGCAGGUGUCGGACAUUAUGACGGCGCUGACCGACAACACACCCGAAUCCGCCAUUGAUGCAGAGGAGGCGCAGGCUACCGUGCUCGCGACAAUGACGCAAGAGGAGAUCGCGCAGGUGCGUACCAUGGUUCACACAGAUCGCAUCUACUCGCGGCUCGUCAACUCCAUCGCGCCCAUGGUCUACGGCCACGAAGUCGUCAAGAAGGGUAUUCUGCUGCAGCUCUUGUCCGGUCUGCACAAGACGACGGCCGAGGGCAUGCAACUUCGUGGUGACAUCAACGUCUGCAUUGUCGGUGACCCGUCCACGUCAAAGUCUCAGUUCCUGAAGUAUGUCUGCUCCUUUGCGCCCCGCGCCGUCUACACCAGUGGCAAGGCCUCCUCCGCCGCCGGUCUCACGGCCGCCGUGAUGAAGGACGAGGAGACGGGCGAGUUCACCAUCGAAGCCGGUGCCCUCAUGCUUGCCGACAAUGGCAUCUGCGCCAUUGACGAGUUUGACAAGAUGGACAUUGCCGAUCAGGUCGCCAUCCACGAAGCCAUGGAACAGCAGACUAUUUCCAUCGCGAAAGCCGGCAUCCAGGCGACCCUCAACGCGCGCACCUCGAUCCUCGCCGCCGCCAACCCCGUCAGCGGCCGCUACAACCGCAAGACGUCGCUGCGCGCCAACAUCAACAUGAGCGCGCCCAUCAUGUCCCGUUUCGAUCUCUUCUUCGUCGUGCUCGACGAGUGCUCCGAGGCCGUCGACCGCCACCUCGCCGAGCACAUUGUCGCCAUCCACCAGCUGCGCGACGAGGCCGUCGAGCCCGAGUACGACACGGAGACGCUGCAGCGCUACAUCCGGCUCGCGCGCACGUUCCGCCCCGAGUUCACCGAAGAGGCGCGCGAGACGCUCGUCGAAAAGUACAAGGAGCUCCGUGCCGACGACGCCCAGGGCGGCGUCGGCAAGAACAGCUACCGCAUCACGGUCCGCCAGCUGGAGAGCAUGAUCCGCCUGUCUGAGGCCAUUGCCAAGGCGAAUUGCGUCAACGAGAUUGAGCCGCACAUGGUCGUCGAGGCGUACAACCUGCUGCGGCAGAGCAUCAUCUCGGUCGAGCACGACGACGUCGAGUUUCAGGACGACGAGGACGUCGACGCGCCGCUCGAGGACGGCGCCACGCUGCGCCGCGCCGCGCGCGAGGCCACGGGCCAGCCGGCGGAUGACGAGGACGACGAGGGCGACGCCGCCAUGGGCGAGACGUCUGGCGAGCCGCAGAAGAAGAAGCAGACGAUCACGUACGAAAAGUACAUUAGCAUGGUCAACCUCUUUGUGCAGCGCGUCAACGACGACGAGGCCGGCGGCGCGGGCGAGGGCGUCGACGGCGAUGCCCUCACGCAGUGGUACCUCGAGCAGGCGGAGGACCAGAUGGAGGGCGAGGAGGACUACCACCGGGAGAAGGCGCUGGCGGCGCUCGUGCUGAAGAAGAUGGUCAAGGAGAACAUCCUCAUGGCCGUCCGGGGGUCCGGGCUUGCUGAAGACGGCGAGGAUGCCGCCACCUCGGGUGACGGGGCGGUCGUCUACGUCCUGCACCCCAACUGCGCGGUGGAGGAGUACUAA
Molecule: messenger RNA, 2862 nt
Organism: Verticillium nonalfalfae
Lineage: Eukaryota; Fungi; Ascomycota; Sordariomycetes; Glomerellales; Plectosphaerellaceae
Gene: MCM6
Product: MCM DNA helicase complex subunit mcm6
Exons: 2
Coding region: 1-2862 (953 amino acids)
Biological process (GO): double-strand break repair via break-induced replication; DNA replication initiation; mitotic DNA replication
Cellular component (GO): nucleus; MCM complex
Molecular function (GO): single-stranded 3'-5' DNA helicase activity; ATP binding; single-stranded DNA binding
Source: RefSeq, a predicted model, not a curated record